Messenger RNA from Penicillium argentinense, 996 nucleotides. RefSeq lists its product as uncharacterized. The record is from RefSeq and is a predicted model, not a curated record. Bases 1 to 996 code for a protein of 331 amino acids. The transcript has a single exon. NCBI's taxonomy places the organism in Eukaryota, Fungi, Ascomycota, Eurotiomycetes, Eurotiales, Aspergillaceae.
AUGUCGGCUCACCCGUCCCAUGCGUUUUCUCCCUCCGGGGACACAUCCAAGGCUCACGCCAGAUCGCCUCCGACCCAUCCCGACCUUUCCUCCCGAAUUAGCGAUCCUUCCAUCAAAGAAACCGAGCCGUCUGUAGAGACGGAGCAACCACCAACCAUCUCGCCGAGCUAUGAUCCUGCAAGGAACGAACAAGGAUGCCCGACAUCAGGCACAGAUAAUGUCGAACCGGAUGAAAACAUUUCAGAGCAAUCGUUUCAGCCUUUCUUCACCAUCCUCGCGGAUGCCCAUAGCCCCGUAAUUCAUCACCCAACGGUGCACUAUAUAUUCUCCGAUGACGACACCGAUAUAAUCAAGGAAGCCGGGUUUCGCAGUCUUCACAUGCAGAGAAUCACUAUACCCUCAAUAGAAAAAGACAGUGAGCUCGAAGAUGAUCACGAGGGUUCGACCGAGCAUGACCCGGAAGAAGAGGAGAAACCCGCUCUUCCACCUGCGAUUCCUGGCGUCCGAACCCACUACCUCCUCCUCGACGUCAAACCCUUCGCAACUGCCGUCGAAAGGAACACUAGUGCAGUCCAAAAUAUGAGCACCUUCCCAUCAGUACCAAGUGCGAGCCCUUCGAACCCGGUAUCUGCCUUGCCGAAACCCGACCAACCCGCUGGGCUCCAUACUCGAGCUCAAUACCGUGUGAACUCCGCAAAGAGCUUCUCUCCAACUUGGCAAAUUCUCAAUGCAGAGCUUGUUCCUGCGCCAACAUUCGACUAUCAGGAUAACAGCGAUGCACAGUCUCAUGGAAUGAUGCUGAAUAUUCGUGGGACAUCCGGCGCUCCACAGGAACAGCGGAACAAGGAAGAGGGACUAGAGGAUUUGAUGGAUAGGUUUGAAAGCCAGAUGGCAGAGCUACAGGCCGUGAUCGAUUUGGCGAAGGUGGAGGAGAACCCGAGAGAUGGACAGGCUGAUGAAAUCCCAGCUAUGACCACGGCUGCAGAAAAUAACUGA